Messenger RNA from Corythoichthys intestinalis (scribbled pipefish), 7300 nucleotides. RefSeq names its product trinucleotide repeat-containing gene 6A protein-like. Gene Ontology annotation, molecular function: nucleic acid binding. NCBI's taxonomy places the organism in Eukaryota, Metazoa, Chordata, Actinopteri, Syngnathiformes, Syngnathidae. Gene Ontology annotation, biological process: positive regulation of nuclear-transcribed mRNA poly(A) tail shortening; miRNA-mediated post-transcriptional gene silencing. Gene Ontology annotation, cellular component: nucleoplasm; P-body. The coding region runs from base 290 to 5872 and encodes 1860 amino acids. The record is from RefSeq and is a predicted model, not a curated record. The transcript has 24 exons.
ACCAGUGCACACAAAGUCCCUAAAUCCCUACGGCAUCUCCCUCACCAAUUACGCGCAAAUACACAUUCAGUGUUCAUCAAGUCCUCAGCGAUGCCAAGGGCGUCUGAUCAACCAGCUGCCCACUCUGAUCAACCCUGCCUCUUCACCCCGGACCCUUGAGGCUGUACCUGCUAAAGAAGGUCUGUUCUCUCUCGUCAACCUGGGAACCAGAGGAAACCAGGUCUCCUGUCAACCCGGGGAGGCCCUCAAGACCAUUCACGAGCUGCAGCCACGUGCUGCCCUCACAGGCAUGGCUCCCAUUCGGGAUUCCGUCAGCCAUUCUCCUAAUCAGACAGGCUUGGAACACCCCGGCUUGGACUCGCAGUAUGAGCCCUCUCCCUGGUCUUCUGGCUCUCCGUGCAGUGGUGACAGCAACAGCAACUGGGGAAAGGUCCUAGUGGACAGCAGCACAGACAAAGCCAACAACCCUUCCUCAACUAAUUCUUCUGUCUGGCCCCCUUCGUCUUCUUCAUUUUCUUGUUCGUCGUCUUCUUCCUCUGGCUGCGGGUCAGGGUCAGACCCCGAGUUAGCGCCAGAAUGCAUGGAUGCCGACUGUAGUCCGUCAACUGGCUCGGAGAAUAACUUUGCCGGAAUUGCUGUGACAACUGGGAUGAUGUCGGCAAAUGUUUCUUCCUCUGAGUCUUCUCCAACAUUCACUCCUUCCUCUGCCAUGAUGGUUGGCGUUUCACUGAACGGAGACAGCAACGGCAAUGGUUGUCAGGUUAACGGUGGAGGAGUUGGAACAAUCUGUGGCGCAAAAAAUGGAAAUAGCAACAUUACUGGACACUCUCACUUUUCUGUGUCUGGGUCUGGCAGUAUUGGCAGCAAUAACAUGGGUAACCACAACAAGCUUGUUAAUAACAGCAGUGUUUGGUGCACCCAGUCAGGCAACACCAUGAUGACUUCCAGCGAAAGCACCGCCUGCAUAAAUGGAGGAUCAACUCCAAAUACCAUACCCCCAAAUGCCAACCAUGGUGCCUGGCCACAAAAUUUAACCCCAAGCCCAGUGUCCCUGGGCCAAAGGUCACUACAGCCUCAGGGGAUGAAUUCAAAAUUAGGUAUAGCACCCCAACAGGGCCCCUUGCUUGGGUGGGGUGGCAUGGCAGCUCAAGAUAAAACCAGUAUGAUGGAAGACACUGAGGUAAAUAAUGGUACAUCAAGCAGCAAUGUGUUAGAAAGCAGCAGCAGUGGAAAUGGUGGUCUGCAGCCCGCCAAUCUUAACACUGAAUCAAAUGGACCAAAUAACACUAUGACGAUGAAUACUACUACUACUUCUACUACUACUAUUAACACAACAAUGACCUCUAGUCCACCAAACUCUAUUGCUUCACCUCAAUUGAGCGGGGAAUGUUCCUGGGGCUCAAUUGGAGGAGCAGGGGGUGGUGGUCUGCUGCCCAAUGGAAACCCUUCAUCUGCCCCCCAGCAUCCCCACGGAGAGAUGGGGACUCCCGGAACCUAUGGUACGCCUUGGGACGCAUCUACCUACUCUGGAGACAAGGGUCCCCCAAAUUCAGACACUGUGAACUCACAAACCCCUGCCUUAAUGCAGGUUGGGAAUUCCCAAAUGUCCUCUACUGCUGCUUUUAAGAGUAAUAAUAACCACCAUAGCACUGGGGGCUCACGCUGGGAUCAGGGGCCUGCCAGUAACCCAAAUCCAAGUCAGAGCAACAACCCCUGGGGUAUCAGUACAAAUCAAAUCCCAGGCCCUACAGGGCAAAUGCCAGGCACUCUGAACCAAACUACGAUGAACCCUCCUUUAGGCGUACCUCGCCCCUGGGGAAGUAGUGCAUCCUCCUCCUCCUCCUCCUCCUCCUCUUCUUCCACGUGCAACAAGAUGUCAAAUGGGGAGUGGACAACAACCCAUGGGAACAACCAUUCAGAUGCUGAAAGUCAUAAAGGAAGUGCUGCUAACAAUGGUUGGAAGAGCCUGGAGGAUGAUGCCAUGGGCAUGGGAGGUGGAGGGCCUGGUAGCGCAAGCCUGCCAGGCGUAUCAGGAGGCUGGAGCCGCUCCGGUGGAAGUGAGGGAAGUGCAGAAAGUUCUGGAGGCCAAUCCAGCUCAGACAGAGAGAAUGUCCUCUCAAAAGGCGGGAACCGGAGAAAAGGGAACAGUCCGGCACCUUUCAUGUCACUGCAGAGUCGAACUGAUGUGGACCCAAGAGUUCUAUCCAACACUGGAUGGGGACAAACACCCAUUCGACAGAACACUGCUUGGGAUGUUAGUUCCACCAACAAGCAGCAACUGGCUCUCAAAGGAGAUGAAAGAAAACGCUCUGGCUGGGGAACAGCAGCACCAACACAGGCAGCUCCUACCCAGACCUCUGGAGGUUGGGGUGACGGUCCAACUUGUGUGGGCCCAGAUACAGGAAACUCUGGUUGGGGUGAACAGAGACCAACCUCUGGAUGGGAUAACAAAGGUUCUUCCAUGGGCUGGGACAAUGAAUCCGGUUACAAAGGGGGAAACGACAUUCGCAAAGAUGACAGAUCCAAUACAUGGACUAAUGUGCCCAAACAGCAGCAGGGCUGGGGUUCUAAUAAUGGCAAUGGAGAUGAAAGCUGGGCUACUGCUGGAGAUAGUUCCAGAACAAUGUCUAACAACCACUGGGGAGAUCCCCACAAAGGUUCUGGAUCAGUAGGUUGGGACAGCGACAGUGACAGAUCAGGUUCUGGAUGCUGGAGUGAGCCAGGGCGAACCAAUACUAGCAGCAGUAACACCUGGGGAGGAAGUGGAGGAUCAAAUACUCCAGACCAGAGUACUCCCAACCCAGGCUCUAACUGGAACGACUCUAAGCCGAACCUUCAAAAUAAAAACCAGGGUUGGGGCGAACCAAUGAAGAGCAACCAGGGUUCCCAGAACUGGGGCGACACCAAUUCUAAGUCUUCCUAUACUUCCAACGAGUGGGGCAAAGGUCCUGAAUCCAGCAUGUCAAGGACCAACAACAAGCCUACAGGCUGGUUGGGAGGUCCAAUGCCUACAAUGGGUCAAAAGAAUGAUGCAGCAACUGGGUGGGAAGAACCUUCUCCAGAAUCUGUUCGUCGACGGAUGGAGAUAGAUGAUGGAACUGCAGCUUGGGGUGAUCCUGUGAAAUACCAUGGUGGAGCUGUCAACAUGUGGAACAGAACUGGCCAGUCAGACCAGGACAACAUGGGCCCAUCUUCUCAACACCAGGCUCACCCAUUACAUAGCUCGACACAUCAUUCUCAGUCCAUGCAGCCUCAUGGACAAGACAAAUGUAGCAGUUCAGGUUGGGGUGAGCCUUAUCCCCAGCAGAAGGAGUCUUCAACAUGGGGUGAACCCACAUCUGCUCCACCUGUGACGGUGGACAAUGGAACAUCUGCCUGGGGGAAACCAGUGGACACUCGCUCUAAUUGGAAUGAAUCCACCAGGGAUAAUAGAGAGCCUGCAUCUGGAUGGGGAGCUCGUCAUAAGUCUGGUCUUGGUUCCAAACCAAUGGAGACAUGGUGUGGUGAUGAGUCUAUGAGUAACAGUUGGGAUCAGGAAGAGGAAGUAGAAAUUGGUAUGUGGACUAACAACCCACAGGACAAUAGGUCACAUGACCAAAACAACUGGUACUACAAGCACAAGGGAUCCUGUAAGAUGAAUAAACCAGUCAACAAACCAGACGAGCCAUGGAUAAAACCUUUCAUGAACCAGUUCAACAACAUGAGCUUUUCUCGAGAUUCCCCUGACGAUUCCAUGAAAACUGGAGCAGGUAUGAUGCAGGACAAGCGCAUGGACACAAUGGACUUCAGUGGCGUAAUGGGGAAGAACCCUGGGUCUCAACACCAGCUCCCCAAAGAGUCCCCUAUGGAUCGCAGCUCUUACUAUGACAAGCUGUCUUUUCCUCACGCUGCUUCCGAUGAGCAUUGCUCCAAUCAAAGCAUGAGCAUUUCCCCUUCCAAUUCCACUCAAAUUAGCCUGUGUCUCGACUCUGGGCCAUCUCCUGCCCACUCUAGUCCCAGAGUUUCUCAGCAGAAUGUAAACCCAAUGUUGGGUGGCAGCGGCUUAACACAGGGCCGCGGUGGACUGCAAUCUCAACUCCCUCAUCCCAACUUCCGUAACCAAGUGCCUCCUCCCAUCAUGCCCUCUCAGGUCCCUCCACCCCUGUUGAAAUACCCAGGUGGUAAUGGAGCCCUGAACCCUCUGUUAGGCCCUCAGCAGGUGGCUGUGCUUAACCAGCUCUCUCAACUCAACCAACUCAACCAGCUCCAGCGUCUUAUCCUCCUCCAGCAGCAGCAGCAGCAACAACAACAGCAGCAACAGAAGGCUCAGAGCCAGAGAGUGAUGCCUGUGGGACGACAACCUGAGCAGACACGUCCUAUUGGUUCAUCUCCAUCAAUGAUGCAGCCACCGCGUCAUCUGGACCCUUCUUUGCUGAAACAGUCCCCGGCCCUCAAGCCAUACCUGGAUAGCUACUUGCCCCACAAUAGCCCCGACGUGCAGAAGGAUCCUUCCCCUCUUGGGUCCUUCAGCAACUUCCCUUUAAGCUUGAACUCAAACCUGAAUGUAUCCCUGGACAUGGGUGUUGGUACUAAUGCUGGCGGAGCUUUAGGCUAUAAAGAACCGUCCCAGUCCAGACUGAAGAAACUGUGGGUUGCUGACCCUCUGGAGCAGAACAGCAAAUCUGGUGCUAUUUCGUCAGGGCUGCGUCUGGAGGAUUCUCCCUUUUAUGACUUCCUGUCCCCUGGCCCAUCUCCUCUGAGCCCUCCCGGCCAAUCAAUGGGCUCAGUAGGUGACGGCUGGCCGUCCCGUGCCAAUUCUCCCCCGCCCCAUGGAAACACUGUCACAUGGCCCCCAGAGUUCCGACCUGGCGAACCUUGGAAAGGCUACCCCAACAUUGACCCUGAGACUGACCCUUAUGUGACCCCCGGUAGUGUCAUUAAUAACCUCUCCAUCAACACCGUCCGUGACACAGACCACCUCAGGGACAGGAACAAUGGGCCAUCUUCAUCACUGAACACCACGAUGCCUUCUAACAGUGCCUGGUCAUCCAUUCGUGCCUCCAGCCACAGCGGUUCCCUCACCAGUACAGCACAAAGCACUUCAGCCAGACCCAGUGAGUCAAAGUGGUCUCCCGGCGUUGGUUCCGUGUCUAACUCUUCUCUGGCCCAUGAGCUGUGGAAGGUCCCCCUGCCUCCCAAGGCGCUGUCGGUGGCGGCCCCUUCCAGACCGCCGCCUGGCCUCACCAGUCAGAAGCCCGGCUCGGCCUCCUCCGGCUGGGAUGGCUCAAUCCUGAGGCUGGGUGGGUGGGGCUCCACUGACUCCACAUAUGCACCUGGUUCCAGUUGGGGUGACAGCAGCAGCUCAGGAAGAACCCAAUGGCUUGUCCUGAAAAACCUCACACCUCAGAUUGACGGCUCUACUCUGAGGACUCUGUGUAUGCAGCAUGGCCCUCUGAUCACAUUCCACCUCAACCUUCCACAUGGUAAUGCUGUGGUUUGCUACAGCUCCAAGGAUGAGGCUGCCAAGGCCCAGAAGAGCCUGCACAUGUGUGUUUUGGGGAACACGACUAUUCUGGCCAAGUUUGCCAGCGAGGAGGAAAUCAACCGUUUCUUUGCACAAGGGCAGUCUUUGGCCACUCCCUCCUCCGCCUGGCAGGCCAUGGGCGCGUCUCAGAGCAGAAUGGAUCAGUCUCACCCUUUCCCCAGCCGGGCCGCCGAGCCCGGCCAAUGGAAUGGCGGUGAUCUCCACGGCUCCUCCCUCUGGGGCGGGCCCAACUAUUCCAGUAGCCUUUGGGGGAGCCCCAGCGGCACGGAGGCAGGACGGAUAGGCAGCCCUUCUCCGAUCAGCUUCCUCCCGGUGGAUCACCUGGCGGGCGCCGGGGACUCCAUUUGAGCGGGCGUCAGCAAGGGUCAGUGGAGAAUUGUCAAUAAUCAGCAAAAUGAAAGCAGAAGUGGCACUACUCGCUUAUGACAAGAUUUUCAACAAAACGGGGUUUCCCCUGUGGAAAACUAGUUACGUUUCUCUCUCUGCACAUAUGUCCACUUUGUUUUAGCCCAAAAACAUAUCAGUCGGAAUACUUGAAUCCUGCAGGCCAAUUCUAUAAUGUGAACGGAUGGAUAUUUGCUUCCAGGUAGUGCUCUUUCACACCGAAAAAAGCUUCAAUCGAGCUCAUCAUUAUAUAUAUAUAUAUAUAUUUGUUUCAUUUGUCAUUUUUAUUUGAAUUCCAAUUCUUUUUUUUUUUUUUUCGCUGACAAUGUUGGAGUAUGAGCUUUUUAAACUUUGCACUGAAUGUGUUUUUUUUUUUUCUCAGUAUAUAUUUAAUCUGCAAUAUUGAGGGAGCAGCCAGUUUUUCCAGUGUAGCUGUUUACUCAUUGAGGUCCUUACUGUGUAUGAGUGGCUGUUUUGUGUGCGCGAGUGUGUGCGUAUCUGUGUGUGUGUGUGUGUGUGUGUUUGCGCACGCUCCUCUCUUGCCUUGGCACGCCUACCUUACUGCGUUGUCGUGGAGUUCAAGAUCAACGGCUAUGUUCAAGACGAAGAAGAAAAAGCUAACUUGGGAAGAUUAUUUGGGGAUAGAUGGAAAAAGUGGAGAAAAAAAAGUAUUGCACCAAUGUUUGUUUGAAAACUAAAGAUCGUCGAGCUCUGCAGUGCUAAGGACUGUAGCCGGAGCUGGGACUAGCAAGCCCCAGCGACCCUAAUGUAGGGGCCGGGGCCUAUCUAGCAAGCCCUCCCUUGAGUCUCCGAGUGGGCAAGGGCGGGAACAGCACUUUCAGAAUAGGCUUUCAAUAUUUUGGAGGUGCCACACUGCAACCUCUUGUUUACAAGACUUAGGAGGCGGAACGUGUGUUCAUCCUUCAUUUUAAGGAGAUGAUGGAGUCAAAUAGAAAAUGCAAAAAAAAAUAUAUAAAAACUGAGAAAAAGUCUAUUAAAAAAAUUUAAAAAAUUAUAAAGCAUUAAAAAAAAAUCACCAAAAAAAAUCUUAUCGAGGUUGAAGACGACGCUUUGUAACUCUGGGAAUUCGGAUCAGUGUUUUUGGCCAUGGUGUUGGUUAUUUGAAUUAUUCCUCUUUGUCUGCUAAAUAACCAGCAAUGGUUCUCAGGAAAUCAAGCCAGUCCCCCCCCUCCUGUAGUUAAUCUAAAAAAAGAAAAAAAAAGAAAAAGGAAAAAAAAAAUACUACUCCUUCUAGUAGGAAAGGAAAAUCCAACUUCUAGCACUGAAAACGAUGUAUAAAAUGGUCUGUAAGUUUCUUUUCUCUGCCAAAUAACUGCUUUAAGCUGGAGAAGCUCAACACACUGCUUUCAAUAUGCUGUCUUUUGAGGGUUG